Molecule: messenger RNA, 1793 nt
Organism: Drosophila innubila
Lineage: Eukaryota; Metazoa; Arthropoda; Insecta; Diptera; Drosophilidae
Gene: Hk
Product: voltage-gated potassium channel subunit beta-2
Exons: 9
Coding region: 13-1599 (528 amino acids)
Biological process (GO): regulation of potassium ion transmembrane transport; potassium ion transport
Cellular component (GO): voltage-gated potassium channel complex; cytoplasm
Molecular function (GO): voltage-gated potassium channel activity; transmembrane transporter binding; potassium channel regulator activity
Source: RefSeq, a predicted model, not a curated record
GAAAGUUCAAAGAUGUCCAUGGUUUGCAGUCUGAACAGCGAUGGCAGCCAGGCCAAUACGACGUCCAAUUCAGCUGCUACUGCAACUGCAACACAACAGCAACAAAACAUUGUUGAUACACCCAAUGCCAGCACCCCGUUGCUACUCGGCCAUGAGUCCAUGAGCUUGCCACCCGAUGUGAGUGCCACAAGCAUAACGGUACUGCCACCGCCAACUCUGCUGCCUGGCACCGCAAACUAUUCAAUCAUUGCUGCUGCCACAGAGACCAUGUUGAGCAGGAAUAACGGCACUUUGGCGUUGCCAGGUGGUUUGAAUUUCGUCAUGGGCGCCACGGUGACCACGAAUGUGGUUGGUGCCGGCGGUGCUGCAACGGCAAAUGCCAAUGAUAACAACAACAAUAUGGAUAAUGCGAGCGACGAUUCCAAUCCGGUAACAAUUUACAGGUGCCGGGCUCCGAUAGCGUCACUCGACUGUAUGGAGGAGUUCAGUGGCCGUUCGAUAAGCCUCGGCUCCAAUCCGGCGCUUCCGUUGCGACACGGCUCGACACCGACACCGGGAUUGCGCUACAAGAAUCUCGGGAAGAGCGGUCUACGCAUAUCGAACGUGGGCUUGGGCACCUGGCCGGUCUUCUCGCCGGGCGUCAGUGAUGAGCAGGCCGAGGCCAUACUCAAAUUGGCCAUUGACAGCGGCAUCAAUCUCUUUGACAUCUCCGAGGCGCAUUCGGAGACGGAAAUUGGCAAAAUAUUACAGCGUACCGGCUGGAAGCGUACCACAUAUGUGAUCACAACAAAGGUCUACUGGAGCACCAAAUCUGAGGAGCGGGGACUUUCCCGUAAACACAUUAUCGAAUGCGUGCGUGCAAGUUUGCAACGUUUGCAGUUGAACUACAUCGAUAUUGUGAUCAUCCAUAAGGCGGAUCCCAUGUGUCCCAUGGAAGAAGUGGUGCGCGCCAUGAGCUAUGUCAUCCAGCAAGGCUGGGCCAUGUAUUGGGGUACAGCGAGAUGGUCUCAGGUGGAGAUCAUGGAGGCGUAUACGAAUUGUAGACAAUUUAAUUGCAUUACACCGAUUGUUGAGCAGUCCGAGUACCAUAUGUUCUGUCGGGAGAAGUGUGAACUCUAUUUGCCAGAGAUGUACAACAAAAUUGGGGUUGGCCUAAUGGCCUGGGGACCACUGUCCAUGGCCUUGAGCGAUACACAGAAUGGGGACAAGCUCUUUCUGCCCAAGGGAUCGUUCAAAACGAAGAGCUUCUCCUGGACCGAAGAUGAGAUCAAUCGGAAUGCUGCUUUAUCGCCGCAGGGCAGUUGGGGCAAGGAUCGUAUUGAGGAGGGACGACGGCAUUGUGAUCGUUUGCGGGAUUUGGCCGCAUUGGCCGAGAAACUUGGCUGCAGUCCCACGCAGCUCUCUAUUGCCUGGUCGCUGAAGCAUGAGCCCGUUCAGUGCCUUCUGCUGGGCGCCACAUCGGCGGAGCAACUGCAUCAGAGUCUCCAAUCGCUGCAGCUUUUGCCGCGUUUAUCAUCGAGCGUGAUGCUGGAAUUGGAACGUAUUUUAGAGAAUAAACCAGUGCGUCCGCCAAUGAUAUCAACAUUGGCGCUUCGGUGACAAUCAGCCUGCCCGCAGGGACCGCUGAGCCUCAGCGGCGGCGGACCCUGCGGUGCCGAUUCGCCGAAGCAUGAGGAGGAGGCGUUCAUUGAGGAGGCGGAUGCCAAGGAGGCAGCCAAGCAGGGUUUCUGUGUUAUUCAGUGACGAAAGGAGUCCUUAGAUAAUGAUAAUAAAUUUUUGAAAGUGAUUAGCAG